Messenger RNA from Alosa alosa (allis shad), 1040 nucleotides. RefSeq lists its product as uncharacterized. The transcript has 6 exons. The coding region runs from base 1 to 987 and encodes 328 amino acids. NCBI's taxonomy places the organism in Eukaryota, Metazoa, Chordata, Actinopteri, Clupeiformes, Clupeidae. The record is from RefSeq and is a predicted model, not a curated record. Gene Ontology annotation, biological process: response to bacterium.
AUGUUUAUUCUCAGUGUUUUUGUGUCCUUUUGGACUUUAAUAGCUCCAGUACAAACUAGUGGUGUUUCUCAACCUAUUCUAGAGGCCAACAUUGGAGCUAGUGUGACUCUGGAAUGUAUUGUCUCAGGAAAAGAUGGCCAUGAGUCCAUCACUUGGUUUAAGCAAAACAUUGGACAAUUACCACAGGUUGUUGGAAAAAUUCUGUUAUUUAUGCCUAAACCCUUCCUUUACAAUGGAUUUAAUAAUUCACGUUUCAAUUUAAACAAAGGUUCUCGAUCUUUAGCUAUAGCAAACAUUCUGCCAUCUGAUGAAGGUUCUUAUUUCUGUGGUAAAAUAACUCCAUUUGAGAUAAAAUUUGGAAAUGCAACAUAUUUGAUUGUGAAAGGUAAAAAUCGGUUAAAAGAUCCCAUCACAGAAGUGAUCCAGGUUGCACUACCAGACCCAGUUCACCCAGGUGAUUCAGAGACACUGGAGUGUGUGGUGCUGGCUAACAGCACAACUGAAGAUCUCAGAGUGUUCUGGUUCAGACCCGCUUCAGGAGGUUCCCAUCCAGGGGUCAUUUACACCAACAAGAGCUGGACCGGGACGUGUGAGGGUCACUGUGUCUACAGUCUCCCAAAGAAGGACGUCAACAUCUCUGAUGCUGGAACAUACUACUGCGGCAUAGCCACAAGUGGACAAAUACUGUUUGGCAGUGGAACAGCACUUGUUUUGGCUGAACGAGUAAAUCCGAUGCUGGUGGGUUUGGCUGUAGCUUUGGGUUGCUGUGGUGCCGCUCAGACAUCUUGUCUAGUCUGGCUGAUAUGUAAGAUGAGAAACAAGCAGCAUAUUAGAGAUAGCAACUCUAACACUGGAACAAGAGACCAAACUGAGGCUGCUGAGGGCCUGAACUAUGCAGCGUUGAGCUUCUCUAAGAAGGAUCCCAGGGGCAGGAGAGCUAAGAGAGAGCUGCCACCAGACGCUGUUUAUUCUGCUGUCAAUCUCUGACCUCUCAGUCCUGCUCACCGUGUCAUACUCUAGCAGACAAUAUUUAUAGUAAU